AUGAGUAAUAAUACAACAGCAACAACAACAUCAACCUCAACAUCAACAUCAACAUCAUCUAGGUUACCACCAACACAAUCACUUCAAACUCAAGGUUCUUUAUCACAAUUAUUAUCACCAAGUAAUAAACCAAGAAGUAGUUCAAAUUUGUCUGGAUUGGGACCCGAUGAGAAAAUGGAGAAAUUAAAAGAUAUCAGUAGUAAAACUAUUGAUACAAUCAUUUUUAAAAUAUCAGAAAUGAAAAGGGAGAAACAAGUAUCACAAUCAUUUAAAGAUAUUAUGAAAAUCUCUGAAACUUUAAUUGAAAUUGAAAAGAUUUUAGAGGAUAUCAAUAAUUCAACUGAUAAUAGUUCAAAUGGCAGUGGUAGUGGUAAUAAUAGUGCAAAUAAUAGUAGUUUAGAUUUAUCAAAUAACAAUAAUGCUAAUGGUGGUAGUGCAAUCACAGCCAAUACAUCAACUGGUUCUCUUGGUGCUGCUUUAAAUUUACCAAGUUUACCAACACAACAACAACAAUCAUCACCAUCAUUAUCAAACUCUAAUGAUCAAAAUCAAAAAUCAUUACGUCAAUCAGCAUCCUCUUCAUCUUUAUCAGUUAGUGGUGGUGGUGCCACAAUAAAUUUAUCAAAUCUUUCAAAUGGUAAAGAAAGUGUUAAUUCAAAUUUAGAAUCUGAAUUAAUUAAUAUUAUUCAUUCAAAAACAAAUCGUAAAAAAAAUGAAAGAUCAGUUAAAAGUAUUGAAUCAAUGCACCAACUUAUUCAUAAAUGUUUAGAUAAUAUUAAAGCAAAGAUAUUAAUAGUUAAAAAGAAAUUAAUUUUUGAAACCUCUGUGAAUACAGUAUUACUUUAUGGUGAAAUGAUUAGAAAUAUAAGAAAUCAAGUAAACACAUUUAGAACCAUUCAAUUACCUGAUCAUGUUCAAUUAUCAGAUGGUGAGAAAUUAUUAUUAAAAGUUGAAUCUUGUAAUUAUCAUUUAGUUGAUAAUUCAAGAAUUCAACAAAAUGGUUCAUCAUCAACAACAACGACAACAACAACAACGACAACUUCAACUCCAACACAACCAUCAAAUAAUAAUAACAAUAGAAAAAAUACAGCAAUAAAUAAUAACAAUAUGAAUAAUCAUCAAUUUAGUGAAAUUGAAGAUGAAUUUAUAAAAGGUUCAUUAUAUUUAACAAACUUUCAAAUUAUUUUUUAUGGUUAUACAACAAAGAAUGAACCAUAUGUGAAACAUUUUUCAUUACAUACUAUUUCAAAAUUAACUAAAAAUGGUAAAAAGAAACAAGGUGGUGGUGAAUUUUCAUAUAGAUUAAAUUUCAUUUGUAAGGAUUAUAGAAUUCAUAGUAUUUCAUUUGAUAAGAGUAAUUCAAGUUUAAAAGAUGUUAGAGGAUGUAUUGAACAAUAUCAAAGUACAAGUCCAACAACAUUGUUUUGUUAUAAUCUUAGACAAGAGUAUACUAGAUUGGAGUUGGUUGGAUUAGGAUGGACAUUGUAUAGUGCACGUGAUGAAUAUGCACGUAUGGGUGUACCAUCACCAGAUUGGAGAGUAUCAGAUGCAAAUUAUAACUAUUUCAUUUGUGAUAGUUAUCCAGGAUUAAUGGGUGUUCCAGAAUCAAUCACUGAUGAACAAUUGAAAAGUGUUGCACAAUUUCGUAGUAAAGGUAGAAUACCAGUACUCUCCUAUAGACAUUGGUCUAAUAAAUGCUCAAUCACUCGUUGUAGUCAGCCAAUGGUUGGCAUUGGUGGUAAUCGUUCAACUGAGGAUGAAAAUUUAUUAAAUUCAAUUCGUAUGACAAGUACUGCUGGUAGUGGUAGUAGUGGAGGUAGCGGAGGUAGCGGUAGUGGUAGUAAUAAAGAAAAUAAUAGUUCAGAUAGAACAUUGUAUAUAUUAGAUUGUAGACCAUAUGCAAAUGCAGUUGGUAAUCGUGCAAAAGGUGCAGGAUGGGAGAUAUUAAAUAAUUAUCCAGGUUGUACAUUAGAGUUUUUAAAUAUUGCAAAUAUUCAUUCAAUGAGACAUUCCCUUUGGAAGAUUAAAGAUGCAGCAGUAUCAUCCAUUGAUAAGGAAGAUGGCUGGUUCAAUCAAUUGGAAUCUAGUGGUUGGUUUGGUCAUAUUAAAUUGGUGAUUCAAGGUGCAACUAGAUUGGCAAAACUAAUUCAUUUACAACAUCACAAUGUAUUGGUACAUUGUAGUGAUGGAUGGGAUAGAACAUCACAAUUGGUCUCAUUGGCUGAACUUUUGCUAGACCCAUACUUUAGAACCAUUAGAGGCUUUCAAAUCCUAAUUGAAAAGGAGUGGCUUAGUUUCGGUCAUAAAUUCGCUCAACGUUGUGGUCAAGUUCAUGGUAAAGACGAGAGUGAGCAAUCACCCAUACUCUACCAAUUCAUUGAGGCAUGCUACCAAAUCAUUCAUCAAUUUCCAAGCAAAUUCGAAUUUAAUGCAAACUUUUUGAAAACUAUACUUUAUCAUUCCUACAGUGGCAAAUAUGGUAACUUUUUAUUCAACACAGAGAAAGAGAGAGUGCAAAACCAUAUCUAUGGCAAAACCAUCAGUCUUUGGGCAGAGAUGGACGGCAAUCUAAAAGAGUACAUCAACCCUCUCUAUCAGCCAACCGGCAUAAAGGAGCGUGAUGUCAUCUUUCCUGAUUGCUCCAUAAAGAGAUUCAAGGUUUGGAAACAGUUAUACUUUAAUCAAUCAGAUCUCGAAAUUUUCGAUCCAGAAGAGAAAAUACUUCAUCAGGUUUUACAUCAACAAAUUCAAGAUAGAAUUGACUCUUUGAAAGAGUUAUUCCCUUUGAAACCACGUCGUUCUCAUACUGCUUCUUUAUCUUUCCAAUCAUCUCCAAUUAGAUCCUCCUCAACUAUCUCUUUAUCCUAUAAUCAUCUUCAAGGUAAUAAUUCAAUCCCUACUAAAACUAUCAUCGAAUUGGAUAAUAACUUAAUCGAUGAAGAUAAUAAAUCCAAGAAAAAAGAUGAAAAAAAAUCUUCCUCAAGAUUUUUUGGUAAAAGUAAAAAAUAA
Messenger RNA from Dictyostelium discoideum AX4, 3009 nucleotides. RefSeq names its product myotubularin-related protein. NCBI's taxonomy places the organism in Eukaryota, Evosea, Eumycetozoa, Dictyosteliales, Dictyosteliaceae. Bases 1 to 3009 code for a protein of 1002 amino acids. The record is from RefSeq and is a predicted model, not a curated record. The transcript is spliced from 3 exons. Gene Ontology annotation, molecular function: protein tyrosine phosphatase activity.